AUGACUCAAAACGUGUUCCCGAAGACAUUCCAAUGGGGCUUUGCCACAGCUAGUUAUCAGAUUGAGGGCUCCCCCAAUGCAGAUGGUCGCCUCCCGUCAAUCUGGGACACUUUCAGUCACACGCCCAACCGAACUGCGGAUGGUGCAACGGGGGAUAAAGCGACGGAAUCUUACAAGUUUUGGAUGGACGAUGUAGCUUUGCUCAAAUCUUACCGUGUCAAGGCGUACCGGUUUUCCCUUUCGUGGUCUAGGAUCGUCCCUACAGGCAGCCGCCACUCAGAAGUGAAUCAAGCAGGAAUAAAUCACUAUCGACGCUUCAUUGAGGCCCUGUUGGAGAAUAACAUACAUCCUUUCGUGACCUUAUAUCAUUGGGACUUACCUGAUGAAUUGGAGAAGACUUAUGGUGGCUGGCUCAAUAAAGACGAGAUCGUGAAAGAUUUUGUCUUUUACGCAGAGACCUGUUUCAAUGCCUUCGGCGAUCUAGUCAAAGACUGGAUCACUAUCAAUGAACCCUGGUGCGUAAGCGUUCUGGGGUACGGGAACGGUGUACAUGCUCCCGGGAGAUCAAGCGACAGGAAAAUUUCUCCAGCUGGCGAUUCCUCUACAGAGCCUUGGAUCGUCGGUCACAACGAGAUUUUGGCACAUGCAUAUACAGUGCAGGCUUACAAUAGUAAAUUCAAGGAGUUACAAGACGGCCAGAUCGGUAUUACUCUCAAUGCAUCGUGGUUGAUGCCCUACGAUGAUUCCGAUGCCAAUGUGGCGGCGACGAAGCGUGCGAUGGAUGUCACUCUUGGAUGGUUUGCGGAUCCGAUCUACAAGGCGGCGUAUCCGCAAGCUCUCAAAGACAUGCUCGGAUCGAGACUUCCCGAGUUCACACAUGAGGAGAUCAGCGUCCUGCGUGCAACCUCAUCUGACUUUUUUGGCUUGAAUACCUACACAAGCCACCUCGUGCAGGAGGGAGGAGAGGAGGAGUUCAAUGGUAAAGUCAAGUAUACGUUCACGAGACCUGAUGGCACGCAGCUGGUUGGCAUUUCAGCCCAUGUUCCGUGGCUCCAAACGUAUGCCCCAGGAUUUCGAGAGCUUUUGAAAUAUGUGUGGCAGACGUACAGAAAGCCUGUCUACGUGACCGAGAACGGCUUUCCACGCAAGGAUGAGCACAAGAUGUCUAUCGAUGAAGCUAUCAAGGACCGCGAUCGAGUACAAUAUUACAGUGGCUAUGUCAACGCUAUGCUGGAUGCCCUUACAGAAGAUAGUGUUGAUGUCCGAUCCUACUUCGCUUGGAGCUUGCUAGAUAAUUUUGAAUGGGCUGAUGGUUAUGCGCCGCGUUUUGGGGCAACAUAUGUCGACUAUGAGACUCAAAAGCGAUACCCCAAAGAGUCGUCAACUUUCUUGACCAAGGUGCGCUGUGUCUGA
Heterobasidion irregulare TC 32-1 is the source of this 1413-nucleotide messenger RNA. Its product is annotated as glycoside hydrolase family 1 protein. NCBI's taxonomy places the organism in Eukaryota, Fungi, Basidiomycota, Agaricomycetes, Russulales, Bondarzewiaceae. Gene Ontology annotation, biological process: carbohydrate metabolic process. The transcript has 17 exons. The record is from RefSeq and is a predicted model, not a curated record. Gene Ontology annotation, molecular function: beta-glucosidase activity. Bases 1 to 1413 code for a protein of 470 amino acids.